AGUAAAGAUCUGCUCUCCCUCCCACUGUGGCUGGCCCAGGGCAUAGAGCAGCUGCAGGCCUUCAGAGAGGUCCCACACAUUGUCCUGUAGGUGGCAAUAGUGCCACCUGUUUGACUGGUGGGGCUGAGCCAAGGACUGGAAGAGGGAGGAGGCAGACUACUUGGAGAGAAGCUGUAAAGGAGUACAGACCAGAAAGCAGAGCAGAGCAAAGAACAGAGCUGCGGCUGAGCAAAGGCCUCACCAUGGCUGAGUACCCCGAUUGCUGCUUCACCUGGGCUCGCUGCCUCUACGGUCUGUAUAGCUGCCACUGGAGGAACUGCCCAAAAGGGAAGAUGCCAACCAGCAAGUGCGACUGUGUCUGGCUUGGCCUGCUCUUCCUCACCUUCCUCCUCUCCCUGACCUGGUUGUACAUCGGGCUCAUUCUUCUCAAUGACCUGCACAACUUCAAUGAAUUCCUGUUCCGCCACUGGGGACACUGGAUGGACUGGUCCCUAGCAUUACUACUGGUCACCUCUCUACUUGUCACAUAUGCAUCACUGCUAUUGCUCCUGGCCCUGCUCCUGCAUGUCUGUGGACAGCCGCUGCAUCUCCACAGUCUCCACAAGGUGCUACUGCUCCUUAUUUUGCUUCUUGUGGCCACUGGCCUUGUGGGACUGGACAUACAAUGGCGGCAAGAGUGGGACAGCCUAUGUCUGUCACUGCAGGCCACCGCCCCAGUCCUUCACAUUGGAGCAGUCGCUGGAAUCACCCUCCUGGCCUGGCCUGUGGCUGAUACCUUCUACCGCAUCCACUCAAAAGGCCCCAAGAUUCUGCUACUGUUCCUAUUUUUCGGAGUCGUCCUUAUCAUCUACUUGGCCCCUCUAUGCAUCUCUUCACCCUGUAUCAUGGAAUCCAGAGACUUACCUCCCAAGCCUAGGCUGAUGGGACACCGAGGGGCCCCCAUGCUGGCCCCUGAGAACACACUGAUGUCCCUGCGGAAAACGGCUGAAUGUGGAGCUGCUGUGUUUGAGACUGAUGUGAUGGUCAGCUCCGAUGGGGUCCCCUUCCUCAUGCAUGAUGAGCAGCUAACCAGAACCACGGAUGUAGCCUCUGUGUUCCCAUCCCGAAUCACAGCCCACAGCAGUGACUUCUCCUGGACAGAACUGAAGAGACUCAAUGCUGGGGCCUGGUUCCUAGAGAGGAAACCCUUCUGGGGAGCCAAGCAGCUGUCGGAGCCUGAUCGGAAAGAAGCUGAGAAUCAGACAGUACCAGCAUUAGAAGAGCUAUUGAAGGCAGCAGAAGCCCUCAACCUCUCUGUCAUGUUUGACUUGCGCCGACCUCCACGAAACCACACAUACUAUGACACGUUUGUGAACCAGACACUGGAGACUGUGCUGAGUGCAAGGGUGCCCCAAGCCAUGAUUCUUUGGCUACCAGAUGAAGAUAGGGCUAAUGUCCAACAACGGGCACCCAAAAUGCACCAGGUAUAUGGACAGCAGAGAGGCAACAGAACUGAGAAGCCCCAGUUUCUCAAUCUCCCCUAUCAAGAUCUGCCAUUGUUGGAUAUCAAGGCACUACACCAAGAAAAUGUCUCAGUGAACCUAUUUGUAGUGAACAAGCCCUGGCUCUUCUCUCUGCUCUGGUGUGCAGGGGUCGAUUCAGUCACCACCAAUGAUUGCCAGCUGCUGCAGCAGAUGCAUUACCCCAUCUGGCUUAUUGCUCCUCACACCUACUUAAAGAUGUGGAUCAUUACUAAUUGUGUUUCCAUUCUGCUGCUUUUGUGCACCUUCUUCUUUCAAAGGAGAUGUGCUAAGAAGAGAGAGAGAAUUGGGUUAGAAACAGCAGUGCUGCUGACCAGGAUCAACAAUUUCAUGACAGAGUGAACAUCCUACCCUGCCCUUCCCCUUUCUGGAGUCUAAGGACUGUCUUCACUGGUUACCUGCAAAAUGAAAUGUCUUGGAGUAGUGAGUUUUGGUGGGGGGCAACUUUACCAACAGGAUGUUUAAAACAAGGAGACUUUCUGUCGAGAUGAUGAGCAGGCCUCAAGGAGCCAGGAAAUCUGCUUCCUUGGAGUUUAGACAUGGGAUGGGUAGGAAGUCAGUGAGUCAUGAGAAGUUUCUCAUAAAAUGAAACUAGAAUGAGGAAGUAAAGGGACAAUUACUAAGAUAAUGUCUCAGAUUUGUGUACACGAAUUCUUGCAUAGAAGGCACAGGGUGUCAGGGGUGGAACAGCCUGGAAUACUGACAGAUAAAAUGACCUUUUCUGGAGAAUUAACAGAUGAUGGAGAUAUAGUCCCCAUUCUAUGCACUGUUUUUGCAUCUUUGCAAUUCAGCAAGGCAUAGGAGAUAAAGAGCCUAUCUAGUCCCAUAAUUUUGGGUUUAAAGGUGACUUUCUGCUGUACACUUCCUUUUCUAUAAGAUUGGAUGGUUUCUGUAUCUUGUCUGUUAAUCUGUUACUCAAUGAAUUUAACUUCUAUGUGA
This is a messenger RNA of Cavia porcellus (domestic guinea pig), 2459 nucleotides long. RefSeq names its product glycerophosphodiester phosphodiesterase domain containing 2 (gene Gdpd2). The transcript has 16 exons. The record is from RefSeq and is a predicted model, not a curated record. Lineage: Eukaryota; Metazoa; Chordata; Mammalia; Rodentia; Caviidae. Gene Ontology annotation, biological process: lipid metabolic process. Gene Ontology annotation, molecular function: glycerophosphodiester phosphodiesterase activity. Gene Ontology annotation, cellular component: plasma membrane. The coding region runs from base 243 to 1862 and encodes 539 amino acids.